Molecule: messenger RNA, 792 nt
Organism: Iphiclides podalirius (scarce swallowtail)
Lineage: Eukaryota; Metazoa; Arthropoda; Insecta; Lepidoptera; Papilionidae
Source: the annotation of a GenBank genome assembly
AUGUUAAUCAAUAAAGUAAUAAGAAGUGUUUUAUUGCUGCCGUUUGUACACAUCUACAGAAGUACCAUAGCCUCCGGAAAACUGUUAAAUACUUGUACCAUGCAUUAUUUAUCACAAAAGGAUGCAGCUGCCCUUGACCAGGAUUUGUUUAAUGAGUAUAAAUUUAGUGUUGAUCAACUAAUGGAGUUGGCAGGUUUAAGUGUUGCUGCGGCUGUAGCAAAAACAUUUCCGCCUACCACACACAACUCUGCAUUAAUUGUAUGUGGACCAGGCAACAAUGGGGGUGAUGGCUUAGUAGCUGCCCGCCACUUAAUCUUGUUUGGCUAUAAAGUUUCCGUUUACUAUCCAAAACGAACACCUAAGCCCCUUUAUGAAAAUUUGUUGCACCAAUGCAAGCAAUUUGGAGUGGAUGUUUUGGAAAAACUACCUCAAUCAAAUGAUUUGCAAAAGGAUUAUAAUGUAUUGGUAGAUGCUCUUUUUGGCUUUAGCUUUAAACCGCCAGUAAGGGAAGAGUUCAAACCAGCUUUAGAUACAUUAAUUGAUGGAGGACUUCCAGUCUGCAGUGUUGACAUUCCAAGUGGUUGGGAUGUAGAGGAAGGCCCUGGUUCUGAAAAAUAUUUGAAACCUUCAGUUCUUGUUUCCUUGUCAGCACCUAAAAAGUGUGCAAAGCCAGAAUUUAUUGGUAAAGCAAAACAUUACUUGGGAGGCCGCUUUUUACCACCUGGCAUAGUAGCAAAAUACAAUUUAACACUACCUACAUAUCCAGGUCAAGAUCAAGUUGUAGAAAUAUGU